Siniperca chuatsi (mandarin fish) is the source of this 3407-nucleotide messenger RNA. RefSeq names its product G-protein coupled receptor 26-like. The transcript is spliced from 3 exons. The record is from RefSeq and is a predicted model, not a curated record. Gene Ontology annotation, biological process: adenylate cyclase-activating G protein-coupled receptor signaling pathway. Gene Ontology annotation, molecular function: G protein-coupled receptor activity. Lineage: Eukaryota; Metazoa; Chordata; Actinopteri; Centrarchiformes; Sinipercidae. Bases 556 to 1449 code for a protein of 297 amino acids. Gene Ontology annotation, cellular component: membrane.
UCAACGUGAUGCUCAUGACAUCAGCCUUACCGCCAGCCACGCAAUCGUGCGUCGUGCUUCUAUUUUUACUCUAAAAAGCUAUUUUUGAACAGGGGUGCACCAACGUGCUUUAGACUCUGGCAGAGAAGACAAUAUAAGUAGGCAGUCAGACCGAAAGCUUGUAGUACUUUUAUGUCAUUUUCAAAGCUGCCAUCAUGUCAAUGCGCAAUUGCGCAGCCAGGAAACCCUGAGCUGUGAGACCAGUGGCAUGACAAGGGUGCUUGAAAAGUACCGCAGCGCCUUACGAGAACAAGCCUCCUGCUGUGACCCUAUUCCCGUGAAACGGACUUCCAAAUUUCCUCACAAUAAUCAGGUGAGCAUUCUCUCUAUGAAUUUCCUGCGACCUAACCUUGGACGCUGUUGGAGGGACCGCUUCGUUUAUUGAAAACAUUUGGUGUUAGGGGAGGGCAAGCAUGACAAUAUAUUGGAUAUGUUGUGACUGCAACUCACGAUGACAGUUUGCAUCAGGACUGUGGAUGCACUCAUCAAAAGUCUAGAUAUUUGAGCGCAAGCACCAUGGACGCAGCGGACAUAGUUGCUUCUGUGUUGGUUUUGGUGAUUAAUGUCGUGUCACUGCUGUCCAACGUUGUGGUGCUGAUCUGCUUUCUGUACAACCCGGAGAUCCGCAAACAGGUACCCGGUCUUUUUAUUCUUAACUUGACGUUUUGUAACCUGUUGCUUAGCGUGUCCAGCAUGCCACUAACUCUGGUCGGGCUCAUCACCAAGGGCCACCCCGGAGGCAGCGGCUUCUGUCAAAUUGUGGGUUUCCUCGACACUUUUCUCACCACAAACUCCAUGCUCAGCAUGGCAGCUCUCAGCAUAGAUAGAUGGGUGGCGGUGGUGUUCCCGCUGAGCUACCACUCAAGAAUACGGCACCGGGAUGCAGUGAUAACGCUGGGAUACACGUGGAUACACUCACUUUGCUUCUCCACAGUAGCCACCUGCCGCUCCUGGGUCGGGUACCACCACCUUUACGCAUCGUGCACUCUCUGCAAUGUCAGGGCGAAGGGAGCCGGGACGCAGUUUAUCAUUUUCACAGUGGCUUUGCACUCUCUCACUUUCCUCCUGACGCUGAUCGUGUUGUGUGUAACGUAUCUCAAAGUGCUGAAAGUUGCACGGUUUCACUGUAAACGCAUCGACGUGAUCACUAUGCAGACGUUGGUGCUGCUUGUGGAUAUUCACCCCAGUGUGCGCCAGAAAUGCUUGGAUGAGCAGAAACGGAGGAGGCUGAGAGCCACCAAGAAGAUCAGUACAUUCAUCGGCACAUUUGUGGUGUGCUUCACCCCUUAUGUCAUUACAAGAAAAAAGAGUGCUGGGGAUCACAGGCAAGAGGAUGAAGCUGAGGAGCCUGAUUGCAGCGGCCAACCAGAUCUGGAGCACCUGGGUCCAGAUCAGGAAUGCCCUUCCUGAGGAGAUCAGGCAUGCUGAAUUAUUAUUAUUAUUAUUAUUAUUAUUAUUAUUAUUAUUAUUUACUUGUCUGUUUGUUUGUUUUACUCAUUUUAUUGUUUCUAUAUUCAUAUAUAAAAUUGGCCCUGUAAUACAUGGUGCUCAGUGCUCACUGACUCACUGUCUCUUUUCCUAUGCCUUUUUAUUUGCUUUGCUCUGUUUUGUAUAUAUACAGCACUUUGUAACACUGCUUUUGAACAGUGCCAUACAAAUAAAGUUACUAUUAUUAUAAUUAUUAUUAGUAUUACUCCUAAAGUCGCAGCAUUCUGAAUGACUCCUUUUCCCCGCCUGCACCCACAAACCUCCUUUUGUUUUUGUUUGGCUUUUGGUUUUGUUUACAACACCUUCCAAAUCCAAAUAUGAUCGAUUGAUCAAUUCUCAAGCAAAUUACAAUUUCUGUGGCAGUAGCAUUUCAUGAUAGCAUUACAGCUCUUUACAAGCAAUGCUUGAAUAAAAGAACACAUGACAUUAUCAUAUCAUAUACAAAAAAAGAUAAAAUCAUGAAAUGUGUAGAAAUUAGCUCAUGGAUUAUUGCCAAAAAAUGCAUUUAAUCGGUUAGUUUUGCUCUCAGUGGAAAUGUCAGAAAUGAAAAAUUAUUGCUUAGAAAAUGUUCCCAUAAACAAAAUAAUGCUCUCAGAAUCUUUAUUAAGCACACCUUUAGUAUGACAUUUCAACAUUGUAUCCUAUAGCUAUAGGCUACUUGUAUAUGUGUAUACCAACGUGGGUAUAUAGGUCUAUUACUGUGGGUACCUGUGCAAGAUGAGUUUGUUUUGGGGUGGUUGCAUUGCACUUUUUAGUCUAGGUGAUUUUCUGUGUAAAUAUUUGGGACUGAUUAUAAAUACAUAUACUUAUUAUAAUCACCUGGAGGAAUUUGAUUGGAGUUAUGAUUUGUGUUUUAGUGCCAUCUUGUGAUUAAUCCCAGAACAUGAAGAUGAUGUCACUCAAACACCAUUAUUUGUACAAAAUCUACUCUAUUUUUAAAGAUAACUCCUUACCAUCCACUUUUACUCUUUUAUUUCUCCUAAAGUAGCUUUAAGGGUGUUAAAAUGCUUUUUCCACACCGUCUGGCAGUAUCAUACACUGUAUAUUCUGUAUAAUUUUGUUCCAGCUAUUCAUUGAAGCUAUAUAUGAUGUUUACACUGAGUGUAACAUAUAUUUAAACCCAAGACUCCAUGUUUUUUAUGGCUGCACUAUCCAGUCACAUGGAAGUAUUUUAAAUAUAUGUCCAUCAUUUUAGGCACAUUUUCCCAUAUCUCAGCAUUACAUGUUUGGUAUUUUAUGAAACAUUGCCAGUCCACUUCAACUAACAAUUAUUUGCAUUGUCAGUUUAUCUUUUUUUUUCCCAGUUAAUUGUCUAGCCUAUUAAAUGUCAGAAAAUUGGGGAAAAUGCUAAAAUCACAAUCUCCCAGAACCCAAGGCAACAUCUUCAAACUGAGUGUUUAGCAUGACUAAGUCCAAAACUUAAAGAUAUUCAAUUUACAAUUAUAUAAAACAGAUAAAAACAGCAAAUCCUCAUUUUGAGAAAUUGGAACCAGAGAAUAUUAUCUUGAUAAAUUACUUAAGUGAUCAAUCGAUUAUGGACUGAUCAUUUCAGUACUACUUAGGGAUCUCCACCAGAAUUUUAAUUCAAGUUGUGGGUUUAAAUAGUUUGCUCUAUGAGUUUCUACUGACUGACCCACUGUCAGGUCAGUGAGGUUUAAGAGGUUUUAACACUUCGACUGCUGGUAUUGAAAUAUCUUGUCUUUCGAAAUGUUCCUUGAUGACUUUCCCCAGACCCACUUUCUGCACAAACCAGUGCUGUAAUUGUAAUAAUAUGUUUCAUGUGAGGACUGUUGACUUUCUCUUAGCCUCUCUGAAAUGUAUAAAUCGUUUUUUGUGUAUCUUUCUAGCUAAUAUUCAGGGGAAAUAAAAUAAAAAUGGGA